AUGGCGACAUCGAGACCCAAAGAUAUUGAGCCCGAGAACCUCAGAUUUGAGUUCCUUCUUCGUCAUGUCGAUGAUGAACCCUCGAUUGCCGAUGCACGGUCUCUCACCGAAGCUAUUCGAAAAUGCAUCCAUACCGCCGUGAACUUUGCGGUGGUUGGUGAAGUCGGAGGUUCCACCAGGCUUCUUGAAACACUUACGAGCAGAGGUCACGAUCCAUUCCAAUACUCCGAUUCCGAAUAUCCUUUCUUGAAGCCUUGCAUGUUUUUCGCCUGGGAGGCAACGUCGUCUUGGCCUUCUUGGGUGCCUGAGGAGGAACGCACAGAAGAAAAGCUUCAAGAGCUUGAGAUCGAAGGAAGUAAGAAUUGGCUUGAGCGAUUCAGUCAGGAAUGGGAGGUGACAGAAGAAACUGCCGAAAGGGCCUUAGACAUGGCGUAUAACGGGCUGACUACGAACCUACCCGACUACAAUGGAACGCUCGCCGGACAGGUCAUACAGGCAGAAACAAUGACCGCCAACGGUGACUUCUCAUAUUCAGCCAGUCCAAACGGUCCGAUGGCUAUCAGAUACAUGAAGAUAGCCAUGUGGUGGCGUCAAGGCAUUUUUCCUUACCCAUUUGUUCAGCUGUACCGCACCGCUGGGUUGAUGAUUGCUCUGGAUAUAUACCUACGUCUUGGCAAAGACGAAAAGGCUCGGGAGCUAUUUAUGAAAGUUUGUGAUCGUUUUCAUACGGAAGAACAAGUUGAGCAGCUCUCCUGCUCUCGAGCCGCGUGGAAGCAGAUCCUUGCUGUUCCCGAGCGGCCCCUUCUGGACUUUCUCAACAUUCACGCAGCCAAGCUCCGGCCAGCCGUAACUCGUGCCUGUCAAAUGGCCGAGGACCGUCUGCAGAAUGGACCCAGACGCAGAUAUGCAGGCCAGUCUAUUGAGAAGCUGGUCCAUAUCAUCAGCGAGAAUACGUUCAAAAACUGCCCCUACGACAGGUUGGAUGCCUAUCGUCCGUAUGGUAACCUCCGGAAUCGACCCAAGGAUACAGAUGGCCUACUUAGACGGGGAUGUACCGUUUCGGGUAUACGAGCUCUUGAAGAACGACUGGGUGUGACUCUUCCCGACGACUAUAAAGAGUUCCUCAGCAUCACUAAUGGUCUUGAUUCAAUGUGGGAUGGCCAGAAUCUUGUAGACUACCUGGCUGGUGCUCAGGAGAUCAAUUGGCAAGAGAUCGACUUCCUCGAAGGCAAUGAACUUCCGCUGCUGAAUGACGGUGAGCCACUAGCAUGGACGAAGAACAUCCUGGAAUGGCCAACGAUCGCAAAGCCUAGGUGUAUCUGUCUCUCGGGCGAUAUAAACCACGAAGAAAGGGCUGGCCAUUUCUUCCUCAUAGGCCAGGAUCUUCUUCAGCCAGCCAAAGAUUAUUUUUUCAAGACAUACGAGGAAAGGAAUGACACUCAACGUCGUGAGCUUGACCGACUUGUUCAAGAGACAUACGGGAGCAUGGAAACUUUCAGGAAUCUCGAAUGGGCACUGAUUAGUUGGACUGCAUGGGACUUUACUGUCUACCCGUAUAAUGGACUGCGAGAUUUCUUGGAACAGAUGGCUGAGGCGUCUUUGCGGCAGGAGAGGCCUUGGCUGAAUAUGUUUGAGCCGAGAUUUAGAAAGAUGGCAAACGCGUGA
Molecule: messenger RNA, 1665 nt
Organism: Fusarium fujikuroi IMI 58289
Lineage: Eukaryota; Fungi; Ascomycota; Sordariomycetes; Hypocreales; Nectriaceae
Exons: 1
Coding region: 1-1665 (554 amino acids)
Source: RefSeq, a predicted model, not a curated record